ACAACCAAUAGAAUGAUCCAUAGGCGGAUCCGGUCACGGCCGGACGCUCGUGCCGGACCUCACAGCUCUUCAUCGACCCCUAAAUCUCCCGAAACCCUGAAGAAUUGGUCGCCAGCGAUGUCUUCGAUUACGAGCUUCGCUGUGACCGUAGCAGUAGUUUCAAUCACCUAUUUUCAUACAGUAGUAGCAACACAGAUGUCAUACGUACGCACUAGUGGGAAAAGAGAAAAAGGAUUAGGAAUAAGCAGAAUUCCAGAAAGAGUUGAAGUGGCGAGCUGCCUAGGUCGAUGCCAACAAACACCAUCUUGUGUUUGUGCCAGGGUAUCUACUACUGGCAAUGGAGUUUGUGAAGUUUUUACUAAUAUGAGCCAUCCAAACAUCUUAAAAACCAAUGGAUUUGUUUACUAUGCAGCGGCAAUGUACAAGAAAACACUUGAAACAGAAAGCGUGGCACUUGCAAAACCAUCUUAUCAAAGUUCGACGUAUCGCUUGAAGAACGUGAAAUACACAGCAGACAGAGCCAACGACGGGAAUAGAAAUGUAGAGGGCUUCCUGCAGCCCUACUUCGCCCACACAAAAGAUGGGCCGGAGUCAGAACCAUAUCCCUGGUGGCAAGUUGACCUUGAAGAUGAAUAUGUAGUGACGGGUGUUUACAUUCUUAACAGAAGAAAUUGGGCAUUCCGUUUGCAUGACAUCCAAGUUCGCAUUGGACACGUCAAGUUGGGAAAGAAGUGGGACAACGAAGUGUUUGAAGAGAACGCCUUAUGUGGAGAGAACGUCGGCGGGGGUAUCGGCGAUGCUGUCGUCAAGAAAUUCGUCUGCUUGCCAUGUCCCUUGCACGGCCGAUACGUCAGCGUUCAAAUUAUUAAGUUCUGCGAUGACUGUCCUGAAAAUGAUGCGAACGUGCUACAAUUGGCCGAAGUGGAUGUUUACGCUUAUAAACAUUCAAUAUAAUUAACUUCUGAACAGAGAUAUAUGUAGCAAAACAUGAAUUAGAUUUUGUUUUGACAAAGCUCAACUGAAUGUUUACUGUAAAAAAAAUAGAAAAAAUAUGUAAAUAAAAACAAAAUGAAACUUA
Molecule: messenger RNA, 1078 nt
Organism: Uloborus diversus
Lineage: Eukaryota; Metazoa; Arthropoda; Arachnida; Araneae; Uloboridae
Exons: 7
Coding region: 13-954 (313 amino acids)
Source: RefSeq, a predicted model, not a curated record